Messenger RNA from Durio zibethinus, 670 nucleotides. It is a transcript of the gene BLOS2, whose product is annotated as biogenesis of lysosome organelles complex 1 subunit-like protein. The record is from RefSeq and is a predicted model, not a curated record. Lineage: Eukaryota; Viridiplantae; Streptophyta; Magnoliopsida; Malvales; Malvaceae.
UCCCAUCGUUGAAGAAAAGAAACACAAAAAAUUGGGUCCAGCGAUGGCUGAUAAAGAUCCAGAGGUCCAAGACGAGCUUGCCGAGUCGCUCAACGAUCUCUUCACCAGCCUCUCCUCCAUGGUCAAAUCCGAACUUCAGGGAACUAACAAUAUUUUGGAGCUAUUGGAGAAGAUGAAUUUGAGGGUGGCAGAGGAAUAUAAAGGAUUUGGGGAUGUGGCAUCUGGGUUAAGGGUAUUCGUUGAACAGUUGAAAAACAAGAGUGGGAACUUUGAUGAGUAUGUUCAACAGAUCGAUGCGAUAGAACAGCAAGUCACCGAGUUUGAAGCUGUGAUUUCAGUUCUUGAUAGAUAUGUUUCUUUGUUGGAAACUAAAGUACAAUCUGUCUACCAACAUCCACCUCCAUGAUCUAAAGUACAUUUAGUUUUUUUUUUUUUUUGGGUGCUUUGUUUUUUUAUGUUUUUAUGAAUCAAAUGUACUGUUGGGUGAAUGUACAUGUCUGUUUCACUUCUCUGGAAAUAAUUGAUCAUCCAGGGACUUAGGGUUGUUCAGAUUAUUACAACGCCUUUUGAUGUUUCCAGGAUUUUUAUAUACUGCAAAUGUGCAAUUUGCUUCACAUUUUUACAAGUUGGAAAAAGAUUUGCAUUUCUGCUAUAUUAAUUAAAAUAAAGA